GUUUGUGGCUUCUGGUCCUAUCGAGUGAUGAUGGACAUAACUCGAUUGUAAAUGUUGCCAAGUCACUUUGUGAAGAGGCACAGGCUUCAUCAAUAAAACCACAUGUAGAUAUUCCUAUCAUCAGCAGCAAAAUAUCCAUAUCGAAUUUCCUACCAGAUCCUGAUUUAGCAAUUGUAUGUGGCAGUACCAAGUCAUUAUUGGGAUAUCCUCCAUGGACAUCUCCACUAACAGAAAUAAUGUGGCUAUCUUCUCAUUAUAAAUGCAGCUACUUUGAAUUUCAUUCUGUCCUGUAUCAAUAUGCACAGAGUCAACAGAGAUAUGGGAAAUAA
Messenger RNA from Amphimedon queenslandica, 329 nucleotides. RefSeq names its product dehydrodolichyl diphosphate synthase complex subunit Nus1-like. The record is from RefSeq and is a predicted model, not a curated record. Gene Ontology annotation, cellular component: dehydrodolichyl diphosphate synthase complex; endoplasmic reticulum membrane. NCBI's taxonomy places the organism in Eukaryota, Metazoa, Porifera, Demospongiae, Haplosclerida, Niphatidae. Gene Ontology annotation, molecular function: ditrans,polycis-polyprenyl diphosphate synthase [(2E,6E)-farnesyl diphosphate specific] activity. The transcript is spliced from 3 exons. The annotation marks the transcript as partial.